Molecule: messenger RNA, 6742 nt
Organism: Trichechus manatus latirostris (Florida manatee)
Lineage: Eukaryota; Metazoa; Chordata; Mammalia; Sirenia; Trichechidae
Gene: DCDC1
Product: doublecortin domain containing 1
Exons: 38
Coding region: 1214-6742 (1842 amino acids)
Biological process (GO): intracellular signal transduction; regulation of mitotic cytokinesis
Cellular component (GO): midbody
Molecular function (GO): microtubule binding
Source: RefSeq, a predicted model, not a curated record
UCGCUAUGAGUCAGAAUCGACUCAACGGCAAUGGGUUUGGUUUUUGGAUUUAUACAGUCAUAUAAUCACUAACAUAAUCAUGAUAUAGAACAUUUCUGUCACCCAAAAGGUUUACUCCUGGCCUCUGGUAAUCACUGAUCUGCUUAGGAUUUCAUACAAAUGGAACCAUGCAGUUUGUAGUCUUUUGUGUUGUCAUAGAGAAAAAAUUACAAGUCUGUUUAAAAUUAAAAACAAAGACUUUUAGUAUAGCAAAAGAGCACUUUGCAAAACAGGCAACACAGUGCUGGGAGAAAUCCAGCAAGGUAAUCCAAGGAGCUACAGUGUUACAGAGGUUAAUAAAGGCAAAAACUGCAAAUAAGGAAGAUACAACAGGAGUAUUUCUGAUUGGUUAACAUUUACAAAGUUGCAGGUGGCAGGGUCUUGGUUGACCUCCUUUGCAAGGGUGGCUCCAGGUGACAGGAUUUGGCUGACCAUACAUUUCCUGGAACAUUUUAAAAAUACAGAUACAGGGUACUAUAAAGGAGAUCUGAAAAACUUUUUUAGGGGGGUCUAGGAGUAAUUUGGCUUAGCUACUAAAGCCACAUGUUUAAUACUAUGUGUAAAUCCUGCUCAAUCUGAAUAAUCUUUUCCUAACAUAGGCCAUGUCUCACCACAAGCUCUUCCUUCAGCAAAGUAGGGUAGGUAAAACCACAUUUUUCUGUAAAACUACCUGCUUCGAGGUCAAAGGUAAAGUAGAAACUUUACUGACGACAGAAACUACAAUUUUAAAAAUACAAAUGGAAUCACUUAGGACAAGAAGGGAUUUGGCCUAAACCUUAGCCAGAAGUCUUAGUCAUGUGAAGAGCCUUAGUUCUGGAAUGCUCUUCCUCACUGUCUAGCCUGUUUCACUUAGAAUAAUGCUUUUGAGAUUUAUCAGUGUUGUUGCUUGUAUCACUACUUUAUUCUUUUUUAUUGCUCAGUAGUAUUCCUUUAUAUGGAAAUACCACAAUGUAUUUGUCCAUUCACCAGUUAGUGGACAUUUGAGUUAUUCUACUUUUAGGCUAUUAUAAAUAAAGCUGCUGUGAACCUGCCCUUACAAGACUUUGUGUGGAUAUAGGUUUUCAUUUUUCUUGAGUAAAUAUCUCUGAAAUUUCUGGGUCAUUUGGUGAGUAUAAGAAAUUCAUAUACUGUUUUCUAAAGUGGCCGUACCAUUUUCUGUUCCCACCAGAAAUGUAUGAGAGUCUCAGUUGCUCCACAUCCUCAGCAACACUUGGUGUGGUCAGUCUUUUUACUUUUAGUCAUUCAACUGAAAAUGGCAAAAAGAGAAGCAGAAGAUCACAGUGCAGCACUUUCUCAGUCUUCUUUAUCAUCCUUGACUAAAGCAACAAAAGUAUCACAGCAAGGUAACCCUGAAGGCGCCUUGGAUGGGAAUACUGUGGACCCAAUUCACACAUAUAUUUCAAAUGAUUUACCAAGGGAGUUUAUGUCAUCACAGGCAAAAGCAGUUAUUAAAACUACUGAAGAUUAUUUGCAGCCUCAGUUUGGCCCCAGCAGACUUUUGCAUUCAUCAGUGGUAUCAGAAGGGUCAGGACUUCAAGAUUGCUCCACACAUCAAACAGUAUCAGAUCACAGCCAUGACGAAAUAUCAGCCCUAGAUAGCUACAAAUCAAACAGUAAAAACAAUUCUUGUCUUAUAUCAGCAUCCAAGAGAAACAGACCUGUCAGUGCUCCAGUGGGUCAACUGAGAGUUACAGAGUUCCCUUCUUUAAAAUUUCAGUCUGCCCGGAGCUGGCAUAGAGUGUCUCAAAGACUCAAACUUCAACCAAGAAUGAUUAGAGCAACAGCUUACAAAAAUGGAUCUAGAACAGUCUUUGCCAAAGUUAUUGUACCAACCAUCACUUUGUUGCUGCAGGAGUGCACGGAAAGGCUGAAUCUGAACAUGGCCGCACGACGAGUGUUCUUGGCAGAUGGCACUGAAGCCCUCAAACCUAAAGAUAUACCCCAUGAAGCCAACAUUUAUGUUUCAACCGGAGAGCCUUUUAUAGAUCCAUUCAAAAAAAUUAAAGACCAUCUGUUGUUAAUGAAGAAAGUAACUUGGACAAUGAAUGGGCUGAUGCUUCCUACUGAAGUCAAAAGACGGAAAACCAAGACUGUUCUUUCUAUUAGAAUGAAGAAACUUACUGAGAAGACCUCAAUCCGAAUUCUGUUUUUUCAGAAUGGCAUGGGGCAGGAUGGGCAUGAGAUUACAGUGGGAAAGGAAACAAUGAAAAAGGUUUUAGAUACUUGCACAAUGAAAAUGAAUCUAAAUUCACCGGCCAGAUAUCUUUAUGAUUUGUAUGGCAGAAAAAUUGAAGAUAUUUCAAAUGUUCCUCUGCUUCAAAAAUGCCUGCAAAAUUCCAUCACACAUUUGCGGGGACCAGUUUGGGUCUCUAAGGGAGAAGGUUUCAGCCCUUCAGGAGUUAAGACGUACAUCCAAGGAGUUCUUUUGACCUUGUACCAACGAUUAAAGUCUGCAAAAAAAUAUUAUAAACAGUUGAACUUUGCUGUGGAUGAACAGAAGGAGAAAAUUACUGAAAAAGGCAUUCUUUCAAUGUCAGAAAAGGAACGCCAUAAGGCACAUGAAGAAGUGAGCAGGCUGAUUGAUGAAUUGCAGACAGCUAUCAAAAGCAACAGAGGUCAUCUCUCUAAACUUGGCCCACAAUUACAGGCUGAGCAGGAGCAAUUCUCCUCUUAUGUCUACCAACACAUUAAAAGCCUUCCAGCAAACACUGUUCUCCCAGGAGGCCUGCAGCUCAAGGUAUUUGAAAUUGGUAAAGACACUGGAGGGACCUCUGUCUGUAUCAGCCAAAAAGAUUUGGGAUCUCAUAGCUCAACUCAAACUGGCGAGAUGAUGGAAAGAUUACUUCUCAAGAUUCAUCAAAGGCUUCAAGGUUCUUCCUUCAACCCACCAGGCCUCAAUUUUUCAUCAGUCCAGCUUUUCGAUGAGCGUGGUCAAGAAAUUAAGAAUCCACUUUUGUUGAAGAAUGAGCAAAAAAUUUGGGUCUCUUAUGGUAAAGCAUACAGGUCUCCGCUAAAUCCUGUUUUGAGUUUGACCUUUGACCGAGUGACUGCAUUUAUCAGAAGUGGCAUCACAGUUGCAUAUAAAACUUUUUUGGAUCCUGAUGCUGUUCUGAUACCUGGAUGUGACAAUUGGGAAGUUUGUGAGGGAUUUCCAAUUAAUUUGAACUGCACCAGUGGACUGAUACCAGAUCAAUUUGAAAAGAUAGACCUGGAGAACCAUUUCCUACAGAAUAAGGUGGAUCCCAAUAUUGUUCUACAUGCCUCGGUUUCCAUUGGAAAGCGGAGUUCCUCAAGUAGUGAAGUGAGCAGCAGAAGUCAGAUAGCGUCAUCGACCCUGUGGCCUGCAGCCAGUGUGUGGCUGAUCAUGAAGACUGGAAUGAUCCUGAGUCGAGCUAUAACUCAAGGCUGCCUGGCUAUUGGUCAUCCAAUCAGAGUCAAGGCCGCUGAAGGAGCAUCACAAGAAGGAUAUAAAGUAAUCCUACAGAAAAGACAUAAAGGAGAUGAUUCUCAGAAGUGGGUGUUUGGAACGGACGGCUGCAUUUAUUCUAAGGCCCAUCCUCAGUUUGUUCUGACCUACCUAGAGGAGCUAAAUGCACAAGUGGAUGUGACCCAGACAGAGUAUCACAUUCACCGUGGUGCCUGGACCACAGCUCAUCAGGAAUGUGGCAGCAGCUUAGCAGAAGAGGGUCUACAAAAACGUGCCAGCAACCCUGAUCUGAAGCAACUGCCAGAACCUUCAAACACCCAUUUAAUGCCAGAAGGUUCUGUUGGUGAGACAGGGCAGCUGACAGUGGCACUGGUAAGGAAACUGGAAGAGAAACAUCCUAAGGCUUCUGCUCAGAGGUGGGCCAUAAAACAUGAAGGGACCAAUAAACCAGGACAGUGGAAACAUUCCAAAGUUGAAAAUCCUUUAUGGAACAAGCUGAACUAUAUGUGGCCAGUCCUUCCCAGCGGCCAACUUAAUGAGAAUUUUGACUGGCCAAUAGAAGGACUGCUUGUUCCCAACAGUCCUCCCAUGAAGAAAUCCAUCUGUAAGACACCAGAGCAAUAUAUUCCUGUGAGACUCAGAGUUUUGCGAAAUGGAGACAAGAAUAAAAACAGAGCUCUUUUUAUAAUUGGUCCAGAAAUCUCACCUAGACGGAAAGCGCAAAAUGUCGACACUGAAAGGAAAGAAAAUGUGAAAAUCCAUGUCACUAAAUAUUCUGAAACAGAAACAAACCAGACUGAGUUUCUUCAGUUUUUGGAGAGGUGCACUGAAAAUUUAAAAUUACCUUCUGCAGCUCGGAGAUUGUUCAGUGAAAAGGGGAAGGAAAUCUUUGCUUUAAAAGACCUGCAAAGAGAUGAACUGGUAUAUGUUUCAUGUGGAGAAAAUUGGAUCAAUCCUGACCUGUCCAUUUCUCAGCAAAAGAAGCAAAUCUUCCUUAGGAACCUAGCAUUAGACAUUUCCAAAAUUCAAAUCUUCUGCAGUAUGCGUAAGAAGGAGGAUCUUGUUUUAGAAGUCCAAAGUGACAUUAUAUCUGGAGCCAAGCUUGCUGUACAUAAACCUGUAGGAAAUUUUGGAAAAGAGAAGCAAAUUGUAGACCCAGAGGAAAAGCAAGUGCAAAAAAAUGCUUCAACAAGGGAAAAGGCUUCCGGUGAAAUUCUAGAUGCGCAUGCAAGAGCCCACCUCCGAAUGAAGUCUUGUCACACACUUCUCAAGUAUGCCUGGCAGGAAGCUUCUCAUGACUUUGAUAAGGACGAUAGUCUUCCAAAGAAAAUGGAAGAAGAGCUCUUUGAAAAAGUGGAGCCACAGAAGAAAUGCAGCCAUUCACCAAGGCAUAGCAAAUUGCAGAAGCUUUGCCAUCAACAAUUUGAAUACAGAGAUGGGCAGAUUAUAAACCAUGCUGCUCCUCAGCUUGUCUUGGGGGUACGAGAUCCCAACCUCCGUUCAGGCACUGAAGUGGUUUUGGUAGAGAAGAAAUCUGAUGAUAGUCAUCAAUGCUGGAUACACAAGGAAAGCAGCAGGACCUUUCACCUGGUGAGUAACCCAGACCUUGUGCUGGCAGUGUCUAUGACCAAGGCUGGAAAUGAAGUUGAUGGCUAUCCAGUUAUUGUUCAGAAAUAUAAGCCAUAUAACAAUGGGACUGCCAAUCAAAAGUGGCAUUAUAUGGAAAAUAUGAAAGCUUUUAUGGCUUUUCAUAGCACUGCACUGGAUAAGGAAAUCACAGCAGCAAAUUAUGCUGGUAUUUGCACAUCCUCUGUGAUUAAAGAAGAAAGCAUUGACCAACCAGGAUAUUAUUAUCUCUCAUCUGAUGGAAAGAGAAAAACGAUGCUCUGCUUGGCUUGUGGACGAUCCAUGAGAGCAGAGAAGGGACUGAAACAAUUGCUACCAGGGGUCCCAUUCCCCUGUGCCUCCGGCUCUAAGACACAGAAGCCCUUCUCACUAGGGCCCUUCAAGGUCAUCACUGUGGCCAAGGCUGAUUUAUCCUCUUACGAGGCUGAGAAAACUCUAAGUUAUUAUGAAGGACUCCUAUUGUCUUCAUGGACGAAGACUUGCACACGAGCUGUAUCUCAUAGUGGUGUGGCAACUCCGCACCAGAAGGCGGUGAAAAUAAUUGCGUACAAAAACGGGAAUGGAUAUCAUAAUGGAAAGUUAAUUGUGGCUGGAACAUUUCCCAUGCUUCUUACAGAGUGCACAGAACAACUUGGUCUUUCCAGAGCAGCCUCCAAAGUGUAUACUAAAGAUGGAACCACAAUUCUUACUUUGCAUGAUUUGGUUUUAUGGGCUCUUCAUGAAUCCUUUAUCCAGAAAGACUCUGAGGAUCGAAAGAAACAUGCAGCCCCUGUUGGAACAGAAGAGGCAACUGUUAAAAAAAACCUGAGAACAAAAGUGAAAAACAAAUCAUUUUCAAAGUCUGUGACAUCUGAUAGCUUGAAUGGUAUAGACGAAUCUUUGCUUGACCUUGUCCUCAGAAAUCCUAUUGCCAUCUGGGUGUCUUGUGGUGAACCAUUUCUACCUCUGAAAGCUUUGGAGAAAGCAGAAAAAUUGACAAAACAGAACUGGAUAAAAAAGGACAAAAUUUUGGCUGAUCUAGAUACUAUGAAACACAAAAUGAGGCAGUUAAAAGGGCGGCGAGUAGCAGCAUGUCAGCCAGCCACCAUGGUUCCCACCAAAAGCCCUGUGCAGCCGGUGGUGGUGGAGGGAGGCUGGACUGAGCAGACUCAAGAGGAAAUUGAACUCAUGGAACUUAUAAAACGUACAGAGGCACACCUUUCUGAAGUUCAAGAAGUGCAAUCCAAAAGAGGGUCUUCAGUUUCAACUAAACAUAUAGCAGUCAAGCACAGCAGCCUGUAUAUGCAACCCAACACAAAACGAGUAUGGGUUUAUCUAAAUGGAGGUAGACCUGAAGAUGGCACUUAUGCCUGGGGCAAAACUAUUUCAGAGCUGCUGGAUGACUGCUCAUCUCGUCUCAAAAUGGCCCACGCAGCCAGAACGCUGUACACCCCAGACGGAGCGCAGAUUCAGUCGUGGGGCGACAUAGAGCGAGACAUGGUCAUCUGUGUGUCCAUGGGACAUGGCUUUGUAACCCAGAAAGAGUUAAAGCAACUGAUGGAGGUCAGAGCCAAUUAUGCCAGAAUCCGAAGGCAGGAGGGCCCUCAGGCCACAGACAUCGUGGUGUCUCCAUCAUCGAAGCUGCUAUCUCUGGUACAUCUAUGCAAUUAA